CUUUGCAUGCUCUCUCUCUCUCUCUCUCUCUCUCUCUCUCUCUCAUAUUUUACUUGCAACUACACAUCGGAAAUAAAUCCCAUCACCAAACCUCGCAGCCUUCUUCUUCUUCUUCUUCUUCUUUUCUCCUUACGUAUCCCCUCCUCUUCGACAGCCGUCCUCUUUAAUCCUUUGCCUGCCUCCCAAAUCUCUACUUUUUUAGCGCCCAACUGGCUGUUAUACUUCAGAUUUCGGUCCCUUGAUUCCGCCCAGCUCUGAUUUGAUCACUCGAGCUUGCUGAUUUCGCGCUGGCCCAAGUCAAAUAUGGGUCAAAAGAUUUGCAUGAACGCGUCCUGUGCGACGACCAACACCGUCGAGUGGAAGAAAGGCUGGCCUCUCCGUGCCGGUGGCGUCGCUGAUCUCUGCUUUCGUUGCGGAUCCGCCUACGAGAGUUCACUCUUCUGCGAUACAUUCCAUAAGGAACAAUCUGGUUGGAGGGAAUGCUUUUUGUGUCACAAGCGUCUUCACUGUGGAUGCAUCGCUUCCAAGCUCAUGGUCGAGCUCCUGGACUUUGGGGGCGUUGGUUGUACUAACUGCUCUAGCUGUUACAGUAGCAGCUUGAAUAAGAGAAGUGAAAGCCAGGAUUUACUUGGCAGAUUAACUAUGAUGCUAGCUGAGAGGCAACCCCCCAAUGGAGAAAGUGGAAUUCUUGGUAAUAACAUUGACAGUGGAAGACUAUCACAGUUGUGCCAGGUUGUGGAGGCUAAUGAACCUGACCGCUUUCCUCAGUCUCAAAGAGGUGAUCCUAAAACGCUCCUUGGUGGAGACAAAAGAGAAGAGUUCAUGCCUCAACCUGAACUCGGUAAACUUUUUAAACCAGAGAGUACUAAGUCUGUGAUGGAGACCAGGGAUAUGCAGGAAUCACUUUCGCAGCCAUCUUUGAGUAUGUCUUUGGCAGUAACUCCCUCUGGCCCUCCUUUUCCUAGUGGGGUUGUUGAGGGAAAGAAACAGAGCAAUGUUACUCGAUCUCCAACAGUGCAGAGCUCUUGCUCUGUGUUGCCAAAACCCUCAAAAUCUGCUGUUUCAACUCCUGGAACUAGCAAAGCGGCUUCUUGUCCAUUGCGGAGUGCAAGGCCACCUGUUGAAGGGCGUGGGAGAAACCACUUGCUUCCUCGUUAUUGGCCAAGAAUUACUGAUCAGGAGCUUCAGCAGAUAUCUGGGAACUUGAAUUCAAAAAUUGUUCCCCUCUUCGAGAAGACUCUCAGUGCCAGUGAUGCUGGUCGCAUUGGUCGUCUAGUUCUUCCAAAAGCAUGUGCGGAGGCGUAUUUCCCUUCCAUCCACCAAUCAGAAGGCAUUCCUUUGAAAAUUCAAGAUGUGAAGGGUAAAGAAUGGACGUUCCAGUUCAGGUUUUGGCCCAAUAACAAUAGUAGGAUGUAUGUCUUAGAAGGCGUUACCCCCUGCAUACAGUCCAUGCAACUACAGGCUGGUGAUACUGUAACCUUCAGUCGGAUAGAUCCUGGCGGUAAACUUGUUCUGGGUUUCAGAAAGACAGCCUGUGGAGGGGAGCAACAGGGUUCUGGUCUCACAAAUGGCACUUCAGCUGAGGAUACCUCAUCAUCUGGUGUUACAGAGAAUCCGUCCUCCAUAAAUGAUCCUGCAGGUCCCUUACAAAUGCCAAAAGAAAUGAAGGGUCUUCCUGAACAUUUGAGUUCACCCGAUGGUGAGAUUAGCUUGCAGAAAAACAAGAAUAAUGGAGUCAGAACCGGCGAUGGUUCGCCACAGAUCAAAGAGAAAAAGAGGACUCGAAACAUUGGGACAAAAAACAAGAGACUGCUUUUGCAUAAUGAAGAAUCUAUGGAGCUGAGACUCACAUGGGAAGAAGCUCAAGAUUUGCUUCGUCCCUCUCCCAGUGCAAAACCUACCAUUGUCACCAUUGAGGAUAACGAAUUUGAAGAAUAUGAUGAACCCCCUGUGUUUGGAAAGAAGACUGUAUUCACUUCACGGCCUUCUGGUGGACAAGAACAAUGGGCACAGUGUGACGAUUGCUCUAAAUGGAGAAGGUUACCAUUAGAUGCCCUCCUUCCUUCAAGGUGGACAUGCUCAGACAAUGUUUGGGACCUGGACAGGUGUUCAUGUUCUGUGCCAGAGAAGAAUCUGAAGGAACUGGAGAGUUUUCUCGGAGUAGGAAGAGAGACCAAGAAGCAGAGAAGCGGGGAAAAGCAGAGAGAAGGGAGGAAGGAGGAAGCGUCAGGGUUGGAAGCACUUGCAAGUGCGGCGGCCUUAGGAGACAGCAUAGGGGACGGCAGCCGAGGAGCGGCAGUUGCAGUUGCAGUUGCGACAACGACAAGACAUCCAAGGCACAGGGAAGGGUGCAGUUGUAUAGUUUGCAUUCAGCCGCCGAGCGGGAAAGGAAAGCACAAGCCCACCUGCUGCUGCAACGUGUGCAUGACUGUGAAGAGACGGUUCAGGACAUUGAUGCUGAGGAAGAAGAAGAAGCAGCAGCAGCUGGAUCUCCGAGGGAAAGAGGAAGAAGAAGAAGAAGAAGAAGAAGCCCAGAAGGCAGAGCCGGACAAGAACAAGCCAGGGAAAGAAGGAUCCACCAGUGGUCGGAUAGAUCUGAAUAGCGAUCCUUACAACAAAGAGGGAGUGGGAAUUCCCUUGCGGGAGAAAGAAGAUGAGGCCGUGGAAAGCCGUGGGAAUGGUCGAGGAGGUUUGUUAGGAGGAGUGGCCGAUCAAGAAAACAGAAGCAAAGAGUGACAGUGUCCUUUUUGGUUUCUUCAUCUUGAGUUAAUUGUAAGGAGGUUGAAAUUUUUGAAGGGAUUGUGCCACUGUGGUGGAGGGAGGCAGUCUGAGUUUUGUUUUUUUAUGUUGUCCUCUGCAAGCAAAAUCUUUGACUUGGGUGAGCUUUUUUCUUCUUUCUUUCUUUUUUUUGCAUAACGAAGGGUGAGAUUUUGGUGACUUUGAUUAGGAGAUUAAUUAAGAGAAGAGAGAGAUUCGGUUGUCA
Messenger RNA from Tarenaya hassleriana, 2983 nucleotides. Its product is annotated as B3 domain-containing transcription repressor VAL1-like. The record is from RefSeq and is a predicted model, not a curated record. The transcript has 14 exons. Bases 304 to 2736 code for a protein of 810 amino acids. NCBI's taxonomy places the organism in Eukaryota, Viridiplantae, Streptophyta, Magnoliopsida, Brassicales, Cleomaceae. Gene Ontology annotation, molecular function: DNA binding; zinc ion binding.